AUGCAAUGUAGCCAACAUGGCGUCGGGAAGUUAGCCAGUUAGCUUGGUUAAGGCAAGUAUUUACAAUUAGUGUCUUUUUAAGUAUAUAUGCAGGGAAAUUAGCGGGUUUGUUAUGAAGGGAACUGUUUUGAAAUGAUAUCAAGAAGUUAAAAGGUUUCUCCUCUCUGUCUCACAGUGUUUUGGGGAGUCUCUCUGUCCAGAUGUCGGAGGUGGAGGAGCUGCGUCCGGUCCCCCGGGAGAGGGCCAUCCUGGAGAGCUUCUUCACUCAGCUCGGCAUGUUCUCCUUCGACCGGGCGAAGGACUAUGUGGAGAAGGAGAAGGACAGCAGCAGCCGGAGCGGGGGGGCUGUGUGGGCUUCGCUGCUGGGGGCUCUGGGUCACCUGGCCGCGGCCGAAAAGGCCUACCACAACAUGACAUUCCUGGGGCAGAAAUUGGGCGGCCAGUCCUUCUUCACCAGGAAGGACUCGAUCCGCACCCUCUACACUUCACUGUACAACGAGCUGAGGAAGGUGGUGUCGGGGGGGCGUCACGGCGUGCCCGGCUCCGCCUCCUACCUGGAGGACCUGCUGUCCCACCUGUCAGAGCAGCUGUGCCACUUCACCCAGGCUCGCAUGGACCUGUCGGAGCUGUACGAGAAGCUGCACGCUCUGAGCGGACAGAAGAGCGUGCACUCAGAGGAGCUGCUGAGCACGCUGCAGGCCGUCACCUCCAAGUACUGCUCCAAGUUCCACCACCCAAUCCUGUGCCGGGUGGAGGAGUGUUUCCAGACGGAGCUGGACGUGGUGCUGCAGCUGCUGCGCUGCCAGGCUCAGGUAUCUGAGUGGAGCUUCCUGCCGGCGCUGCUCAGUCUGCACGCCGCCAACUCCAAGCUGCUGGCCUGGGGUCAGCUGUUCCAGCGGCAGAAGGAGACACGGAAGCAUCUUUUCGGAGGUCAGUCCCAGAAGGCCGUGCAGCCGCCGCACCUUUACCUGUGGCUGCAGCGCUUCCAGGCGGCGCUGCUCGCCAAGUUCAGCUUCUACUUCCACGAGGCGCUGAGCCGGCAGACGGUGCCCGGUGACAUGAAGGCGCUGACGGCCCGCACGACGCCCGACUACCACGGCAAGAUCUGCUCCUUCAUCCGCAAGCACGACGCCAGCAACGUGUCACUGGUGUUCGACAACCGCGGCUCCGAGAGCUUCCAGGGCCACGGGUACCACCACCCGCACUCCUACCGCGAGGCCCCCAAGGGCGUGGAGCAGUUCCCCGCCGUGGUGUCGCUGCCCACAGGGGAACGCCCGCUCACGCACUGGCCCAACGUCAUCAUGAUGAUGGGGGACCGCGCCGCCGAGCUCAACACGCUGGACAAGGUGGUGCACUUCUACGACGACAAGGUGACCAGCACCUACUACCUGACCCGGCCCGAGCCUCACUUCACCCUCGUGGUGAUCUUCGACGGCAGGAAGUCGGAGAAGGAUCUGCACAUCGCCGCCUUCCUGCAGGAGAUCUCGGGAUCGCUAAGGAACACCAAGCCCUUCGGCUCGCUCAAACCCGGAUCCAAGGGCUGACUCUGAUCCCGGGGACCAGCUUCUGCUCUUUCUCUCAAUCUCAGAUUUUUGUUUCUUUUGCACAAAGACUGAAUAAAAUGAUGUGCCAAAAAUGUUCCAGACCAAAAAGAACUAACUGUUGUUGGAAGUGGUUAAUUUUAUUUAACACGUUUACUUUAUAUUUUAAGUGUCUUUAAUAAAAAAAUGUUAUUGUGAUUAAAACCGUUUAAAUAAAGCUUUGAGAUUUUCA
Eleginops maclovinus (Patagonian blennie) is the source of this 1773-nucleotide messenger RNA. RefSeq names its product KICSTOR subunit 2 (gene kics2). Gene Ontology annotation, cellular component: KICSTOR complex. The record is from RefSeq and is a predicted model, not a curated record. Gene Ontology annotation, biological process: cellular response to amino acid starvation; cellular response to glucose starvation; protein localization to lysosome. NCBI's taxonomy places the organism in Eukaryota, Metazoa, Chordata, Actinopteri, Perciformes, Eleginopidae. The coding region runs from base 201 to 1544 and encodes 447 amino acids. The transcript is spliced from 4 exons.